This is a messenger RNA of Tripterygium wilfordii, 3280 nucleotides long. Its product is annotated as protein ALTERED PHOSPHATE STARVATION RESPONSE 1-like. NCBI's taxonomy places the organism in Eukaryota, Viridiplantae, Streptophyta, Magnoliopsida, Celastrales, Celastraceae. The record is from RefSeq and is a predicted model, not a curated record. Bases 127 to 2604 code for a protein of 825 amino acids. The transcript has 4 exons.
CCUCUUUCUUUCUUUCCCUAGAUUUUUCCCCAGAAACAAACGCCCACCCCACCUCUUCAAUUUACUAACUUUUCUGUAUUUUCGUUUCGUUUUCCUAAUUUAUUUUGUGGGUUCUGAUUUUGUUUUAUGGGUUGUACCAGCUCCAAGCUGGAUGAUCUACCGGCGGUCGCACUGUGCCGUGACCGCUGCAAAUUCCUCGAUGAGGCAAUUCACCUGAGAUUUGCUUUUGCCGAGGCUCACCUCGCCUAUGUCCAGUCGCUCAAGGUUAUUGGAGCUUCCUUGCAUAACUUUAUCGAGCAAGAUUUCAAUGGCGGAGCUGGGGAGUUUUUUCCCUCGCCGAAGCUCAAUCUUCCUCCGAAAAGAAAAGGAGAUCCGAUUGGUGAAGAGGGGGCCAAUUCUUCUCAUGGAAAAGCUCUUCACUCCCACUCAAAUUCCGGCUCUCACCUCAAUUUCCACUCAGAUUCUGAGGAUGAUGAAGACGAUUCAGACGCUCACUCGCUUCACCACUCUGGACACUCCUCUCCGCUGCAUCACACUCAAAUUGGAGACUACGAUAUGAUUCCGAACCAAGAGGCUGUGGAGGCGUAUCCUGGUGGAUUUCCGGGCGGGUUUAUGCAAAUGAACUAUAUGAAGAAACAUACCACGCCGUCGGUUGUGUACCAACAGAAACCUAUGAGUCCCGAAACUGUUUAUUACGGCGAAUCUUCUGCUUCUACGUCCUAUAAGCAGCAGUAUCCGUACUCAGCCGACAAUUCUAAUCAGUAUUCUUCCUUUGGGUAUCCGAAUUAUGGGGGUGGCGGUGGAUAUUAUGGCUCGGCGGAGCCUCCCUACGGAUCCUCUCCUCGGAUUCAGGCAGAAGCUUCUUCUUCAAAGCCGCCACCGGCGCCGCCUUCUCCACCUAGAGCAUCAGCUUGGGAUUUCCUGAAUCCGUUCGAGGGCUAUGACAAGUAUUAUUCAGCAUACACGCCGAGCCGGGACUCGAAGGAAGUGAGGGAAGAAGAGGGGAUUCCUGAUUUGGAAGACGAGGAGUACCAACACGAGGUUGUUAAGGAAGUACAUGGUGAUCAGAAGUUUGUUGCUGACGGUGGCGGGCCAAGGAAGCACUCAAAAUCUGCAGUGGAAGAAGAAGAUGAGGAUGAGGAGGUGGGCAGUGGUGGUGGGGAGGCGUCUCUUUACCAGACAAGGCCUAGUGUUGAAAGUAGAGGGAUGGAGUAUGAGGUGCACGUCGUGGAGAAGAAGGUUGUGGAUGAUGAGAGGGCAGAAGAGCGUGCCAGAGGUGGCAAUGCUGGUAGAGGUAGAGUGAGAGACGUGUCUGAGGUGGCAGUGGAAAUCAAGUUUCAGUUUGAGAGAGCGUCGGAGUCCGGCAAUGAGAUUGCGAAGAUUCUUGAAGUGGGAAAGCUCCCCUACCAGCGUAAACACACAGUCUCUUCCAAGAUGUUGCAUGUGGUUACUCCCUCACUAUCAGUGAUAUCCUCACAACCAUCUACUUCCAAAGCUGUUGAGUCAUCAUCCUCCACUGACAAGGCUACUCCGGCAUAUUUGGAAAUUGAGGAAGAACUGGCAAUCAGGACAAAAAAUCUUUCCUCCACUCUGCAAAAGCUUUACCUUUGGGAGAAGAAACUGUAUAAUGAAGUUAAGGCUGAGGAAAAGAUGCGGGUAGUUCAUGACAGAAAAUGUGAAAAGCUGAAGCGUUUGGAUGAAAGAGGUGCUGAGGCUCAUAAGGUUGAUUCAACGCGUAGCUUAAUAAAAAGUCUAUCAACAAAAAUGAGAAUUGCAAUUCAAGUCGUUGACAAGAUUUCAGAGACCAUAAAUAAGAUUAGGGAUGAAGAGCUAUGGCCACAGCUAAAUGAAUUAAUUCAAGGGUUAACUAGGAUGUGGCAAGGUAUGCUUGAAUGCCAUCAUACUCAGUCCCAAGCUGUGAGAGAAGCCAGAAAUUUAAGUCGCCUUGGUAGCAGCAGGAAGUUGAGUGAUGCUCACCUUGAAGCCACUUUGCGGCUUGAACAUGAGCUUCUAAACUGGACUUUUAGGUUCUCCAGUUGGAUAAGAGCUCAGAAAGGUUAUGUGAGAGCCCUGAAUAACUGGCUUAUGAAAUGUCUUCUUAAUGAGCCAGAAGAGACAGAAGAUGGCAGACCACCCUUUUCACCUGGUAGGAUAGGAGCGCCCCCCGUGUUUGUGAUAUGUAAUCAGUGGUCUCAAGCUUUAGACAGGAUAUCUGAGAAGGAAGUGGUUCAGUCCAUGCGCAUUUUUGCCAUGAGUGUGUUUCAGCUCUGGGAACAUGACAAGCUUGCAAUGCGGGAAAGGAUGAUGGCAAACAAUGAUUUAGAGAGGAAAGUAAGGAACUUGGAUAGGGAGGAUCAGCGCAUACAAAAGGAGAUUCAAAUGCUCGAUAAAAAAAUAAUUCUGGCUGAUGGGGGUAACAGUCUUUCUGUAUCUGGACAUGCUGUAUUUCAAAGUGACACUAGCAGUGGUAAUCUGCAGGGGAGUUUGCAACGCAUUUUUGAGGCCAUGGAGAGAUUCACAGCUGACUCCAUGAAAGCAUACGAGGAACUCUUGCAACGCAGUGAAGAAGAAAUGCAUGCGCAAGAAAGUGAGAGUGAUUCAUAGGGCUUUGUAUCUAAAUGCUUUCUCAGUAUCUUCAGCUUGUAGUGUCAUCAAGAAAUUCUGGACUCUGAGGAUGUUUACCGCGCUGCAUCACAAUGUUCCAGAAAGCAGGCUUGGUCGAAUAUAUGUGAACUACCCACUGAUUAAGCCCCAUUAUGAACUGCUCAGCUGGGUGCUUGUCUUUUGCCUGGAGAAAGUCUGUUGUGCCUAGUACAAAAUGUUGUGUACCAACUCAGGAGUGUAAAAGAUCUCGUGUCAAAACUAGCACUAGCGCAUUGGUGAAGGUGAAGCACCUUAUUUGUUUGAUGAUGCAGAUACUGAAGCCGAUACUGGGACAUCAUGCCCACAAAUAAGUCAUUCGUGACUCAAACCGUGGCCCUGAAGCGAUUGUGCUUGGUCUAAAGAGGUUUGAGAUCCUGCUUCUGCAGAUGAAAAGGGUGCAGGGAAAGUGAAAAACUCAUCUUCAAAAAUUCACAGGAUAAGCAGAUUUCUUCGAAGUUUUGUAGGUUAAUUGGGCUGACGCAAGUCAUCGAUUAGCCCAAAUAUCUUAUGUUGUUGUAUAAUAGAAUAAUACUAGGAUUUGAGAAUUUCAAAUGUGUGAAGAUUGUAAAAAGAAACAUAUACAUCUUUCCACCUCAAAACUUGGUAUAUAUGAUGGGCGCUAUUUUGUUUUUCUGGA